Oryza sativa Japonica Group (Japanese rice) is the source of this 1366-nucleotide messenger RNA. The record is from RefSeq and is a predicted model, not a curated record. Lineage: Eukaryota; Viridiplantae; Streptophyta; Magnoliopsida; Poales; Poaceae.
AUGGAGUGGCGCUCCCGUGGCCAGAUCGAGAUGGAGCGGCGCUGGCCGUGCCGCAUCGGGAAGGAAGCCAAGGUACAAGCGAAGGACGUCAUGGCUCUGACGGUGGCGGUCGCGGUACCCAUGGAGGAGGCUGAGGUGCAGGUGGAGGAGGUCGCGAUGCUGGCGGUGGAGGUCGCGGUGCCGACAGAGGAGAUCAUGGCGCCGUCCAGAGGGGUUUGCGCUUACGACGGAGGAGGCGGAGGCCACUGCGACGGUGGCGCAGCCCACGAGUCUCUUGUUAAAGCCCAAGUAGAGCGCAAAUCCGGCCCGGUCAGAGUUCCCCUCCUCCUGGUUCCCGGCGGCGACUGCGGCGGCGGCGGCGGCGGCGACGCGAACGCCGAGAUGAGCGUGUUCGGCGGCGACAGCUGGGCGCGCGACGCGCGGCAGCGGAAGCGCCGCCUCGACGACCUCAUGCUCCCCGCCUCGGCAGUGUCCCCAUCCUCGUCCUCGCCCGAUUCGUUCAGGAGGCUCUCCAACGGCAAGUUCGCCUGCCUCGUCUGCCCCCACCGCCCCGUCCUCGACUCCCCCCUCAUGCUCUCCAUGCAUAAUAAAGGUUCACGGCACAUUGCAGCAGAAUCGAGGCUGAGGGAGAAAGAAUUAUCAAGACAACAAGAGAUCAACAAGAGACUUGCUAUUUCUCCAGAAGCUUCCGUUUCAAGUUCUGGUAAGCAACAUUAUGGUGUUAGGUCUAGUGAUAUGAAAGAAAAACCAUUGAUUCAGCAGACAAGACAAGCUAUUUUGGAAGCACAGUCCAGCAGAUUUAUCAUCGACAGCGCCAACAAGAAAUCUCAUGAUCUGGAGAGGACAUCAAAUUCUUCACUGUGUGAUUCCCAAGUUACUCCUAGUGUUCCAAUGGAAAAAUGGAGUGGAGAUACUGUGAAAGGAAAAAUCUUUGCUGGUGACAGAACUGCAACCAAAAUGCUUGCAGAGGAGCAAGCAGAUUUCCAAAAACGCCAGGAGCAAGAACUCAAAUUCACUGCUUCAGGAUGGAAACGAGAUGGCCAUGGAAGAUGGUACAGGGAUGAAAAUGUGGAGUUUGACUCAGAUGAAGAUGAUCCUAACAUAUGCCUUGGCUAACCAUUUUAAGGGCAUUCUGGAUGCAACAUGAUAAUGGUAUCUUGUCUAACAGGUUGAUUAUUAGUUGUGCCGUGGUUGUUGUACUGUCUGUUUUCUAAUUCUUUUUCCUUGUAUGUAUUCAUAAAAUGAUGAUGUACUAUAAUGUGCCUACUGAACUGAAUUUGUCUUUGCGAGUGAACCAAAGCCUCUGUAAUGUUCUAAUUCUGUUGUUACUAUAGAUUGAUAAUUUUGGAGGGCGUUCGUAUGAUCA